GUGUCUAACAAACACAAACCACGUGGUUGCAUGCACACACACCACGCUGCUGGUCUCGCCGCGCGUCUAUUUCAUAUUACAAAGCGCGCAUAUCUCGUCCCACCGGUCAAUUUGUCGCCAUAUAGAGGGCUUUAUAGGUUAAAAGUGUGUUUGGGCUCAAGUUCGCGUGUUUUCGGGGCUUAAGUUAUUGUGGGCAGUGCGGCCAUGCUUGUGGCUCAUGCAUUUGGCGUCGUCUGUUUCUCAUCGCUAUUAAACAUUAAAAGUCUCCAGACUAACAUUGCACGCGCGUAUACCCAAAAUAUGAGGCUGAAAUGGGCGUUAGGCGCGAGAAAUCUCGCCGUGCGUACGGUGGGACAGAGAUCAGAUGAUAUUUGGACUGCGUCGCUGCUGCCGCAUGGACGGAGGAAGCGAGAGAGGCGCAUUGUUGUAAUGGCGGACCGUAUCAUCUGUGAACACGAUGUUUUUUAUUUAGGCCAGCGAGUGUGUUCAUCGUCUCGCUCGAUAUUACAGUUUCGGCCCAUUGUGAGUGGAAUAUGAGGUAUUUGGAGGUUAGUAAAUUAAUAACUGGUGUUAUUUUAAUAAGGGGGUGUGUAUGCUGUUGAAGGAAGGCCCCGUCAAUGCGUCUGCGAUCCAUUCUCAGAAGGGGGCGGGGUCACUGAGCCGAUUAGCGCAGGGCGUUCUGGGAAUUGUAGUUUUCUCCCAAAGUAAAUCGCAUACAAAUGAUGCGUAUGGUCUUAGUAGGUGUGCUGUUAUUCACUGGGCACUUUGCGGAUGUACAGAUAAUACCAUGAUUCUUCAAUAUAGGGCAGUUUAAACGAUCCGAAGCACGUGGAAUACCAUGGUUUUACAGUUGUAUAAAACACCAAGUUGUGAUUUUGGCAUCGGAUCUGUUUGCUGGGUUUUGAGCCGCUUGGACGUAAGGAAGCGAGCAGGGAAACCUCUCUCUCACUCCCAUCAUGUGCGCCGGCACAAUUGUUCCCCGUGUUUGUCCUCAUGCAGCUGAGGCGCUGCUGAUAAGAGAGGCUUUCCAGAGAUACCCCGUGAGAUGCCCAGACAGGGAGGAAGUUCAAUUAGGGUUUGAUUUCCUCGGCCAAAGCACGCGUGUGAUUGUGCGAGGCAGAGAUUUCCAGGGGCUCGAAUUUAGAGACAAUGGGCUUCAAUGAGCAUUCAGGAAACUUAGCAAACAUUCCCCUCACGCCAGAGACGGCGCGGGACCAGGAGCGGCGUAUUCGGCGGGAAAUCGCCAACAGUAAUGAGCGCCGGCGCAUGCAGAGCAUCAACGCUGGCUUCCAGUCUCUGAAAACACUCAUCCCGCAUAGUGACGGAGAAAAGCUAAGCAAGGCUGCCAUCUUACAGCAGACGGCCGAAUACAUCUUUUCUCUGGAGCAGGAAAAGACACGGCUGCUGCAACAAAACACCCAACUCAAACGCUACAUACAGAAGGAGUUCAGUGGCUCAUCCCCGAAGAGGAGGCGCGCCGAGGAGAAGGAUGAAGGCAUUGGAUCUCCAGACAUUCUGGAGGACGAGAAGGUGGAGGAUCUUCGGCGAGAGAUGAUCGAACUCCGACAACAGCUGGAUAAAGAGCGCUCAGUUCGCAUGAUGCUGGAAGAACAGAUCCGCUCAUUGGAUGCCCACUUGUACCCAGAGAAGCUAAAGGUGAUCGCUCAGCAGGUCCAGGAACAGCACGUGCAGACGCAAACUCUGCUCCGUCUUCAACAGCAGCAACAAGAACAGCUGGGAAAAGAGUCCACCACACCUGCACGCAGCCCGCUGGUGUUUUCUCCUGCCACACCGCCUGCGCCCACUCAUCACGCCACAGUAAUUGUUCCCGCCCCUGCGCCGCCGCCCCCUCCCCAUCAUGUCACUGUGGUCACCAUGGGCCCCACCUCCGUGAUCAACACAGCAUCCACAUCACGACAGAACUUGGACACCAUUGUGCAGGCCAUCCAGCACAUCGAAGGCACGCAGGACAGGAUGGCCGUGCCCGAGGAGGAAAAGCGUCGGGCGGUCAUCGUCACCCCGGGCCGUGUCCUCACAGACACCGGCGACUCUGACACCGCCUCUGACAACGAAGGAUCUGAGGACUGUUAACUGCCCCGGUCACCCCCACCCCCCAUAUCGCCCCGCCACAUGUAACGGCGGGGGGGGCGCGGAAAGGGGGCGAGGGGGUCUGCGGCGAAGGGCCUCCCGCAGAAAUACUCUUUCUUUCUCUCUCCUCUCUUCCUGUCGCUGUCUUCUUCACACUUGCAUACGGGACUCACAGACUCAAUGACUUGAAGGUUUCUUGGGGGGGAGAAAAAAACAAAACAAAAACAAGAAAAAAAGAAAAUGUUACAGGAAAUGUGCCGCAAACAGAACGAGCACGCUUAUGUAUACUCGCACAGUACACUAUAACCCCAUAGCACUCUGGUAACUUGUUGCUACAUUCAUAUACAGCUCUUACUCAUACUCCGUCGAAUUGUCUUCUGUUUCAACAAGGUAAUUGAUUUUGUGAGGGGAAUCACAAAAUCUCCGUCAGAAUCUGCCACAGGUCUUCCAGGCCUCUGCUUCAUCACUUCCUGUUCUUCAUCCUGCCCGCAAGAGGGCAGCAGAGUUUUCUGAUCGGAGGAAUCCCAUUCCCGCGUCUCAUCUCUCGAAAUGAACCCUUUGCCCCGCCACCCUCUGGUUGCGUCAUAUUCCUCUUUCCGUUCUGGGGAGGCUUGAAGCAUCACUGUGAGCCAAUGAGACUUCAGAAACCUGUUCCACACCAUGGCUUCCGAAACUUUAGAGGAAAUGUUACCCUUUUUUUGGCGCAGAUGCGCUCCUAGUUUUCCAUUUGCUGGCGGGCACCUUUGAUUGUCGAGUUCUCAGUGGAGGGACAAUGGAUACCGCCACUGCUUUGAGGGGCUGUCACGCGCACUUUGUAAAUAACGCAAAGUUAUUACGCAAAGAGGGGGACUUUGUGCACUUAGAGUCGCCCGCCUUUACUGGGCUGGGUUCCCAGUAUGCAUGUUGGUGCAGGGUGACGCGCUCCCUCUGUCGCGUCAAACGCCCCCCCGGUCCUUUCCUCAAAAAUGUAAUUUUGAAAUUCUGGCCGAAUUUGUUGUUUGUGUGUCAAAUGGAAUAAGCUAACCGUCAGGUACUCGUACCUGCGAGGAAAUUUGUGUGACACUUUUAGCGAACUCGCUAAUAAGCGUAAAGGUCUUUUGUUUUUCAUUUUUUGAGAAAGUGUGGAAAUAGCACUACCAGGGUUGUCAUAGCCCAAUUUCAGCCUAUGCAGCUCUUUUGGUUCUCGCCCCCCUUUUGAGAGAGCAACUCCGUGGCCCCUUUGGUCUUCUCCUGGAAGUUUUGUCCUGUCCAUUCGUAAUGAUGUUUACGGCGACACCGAAGAGUGACUAGCCCGUAAUCAUGCGCUCUAGCUCUAUGCACUCGCUGGUUCACUCGGCUCGCUUGAAUGUUUUAAUUUCCCUGUAUCUCUCGGCGCACGCCGAGGACGUUCGUAAACGCCACGGAUAAUCACGUGCAAGGUGGUGCUACUCCUGUGAGAGCUCUCCGGACAAGCCUGGCUCACUGUCCUGUAGAGUUUGGCUCCAAUGUUAACUAAACACCUGAAUUGAGGAUUACUACAGGUAUGAAAUGGGACAAGUUGGAGCUAAGCUCUGCAGGACAUUUGUCUUCAGGACGCUCCUGGGAUAAGCCAUGGGAUAGUGUGAGCUCUUCAAACCCCUGGUGGGAUUGAGAGACGAAGCGUAUCCUGUGCCGAACAAUGGCCAGUGGCUUGCCUUAAAACAGCUUCGGUGUGCACAGUGAGGCACAGAGGCCUGCCUUAAACUAGCCCUGAAGGUGGCGCUAGAGAGCAAGGCCGGAGGGCGCGGUUACGACACGGCGUCCCAUUUUCAUCUCUUCUUAUCUUGCAGUUCACGUUUCCAAACAUUCCAGAAACUUGUGUUUUGCGUUGAGUUGCCGACGCUGAAGUCGGCAAGAUUUGCACUGUAAAAAGUUUCCACCAGAUCAAUUUAAAGUUUAGCAGCUGCCUUAAAAUUAAGUUAAAUCAACUUAAAAGUACAAGUCAUUUUAACUUCUUUUAUUGUAAUGAGUUAAAAUGACUUGCAGUUUUAAGUUGAUUUCACUUAAAAGUUAACUUAGGGCUGCUGCUGAACUUAAGUUUUUAAGUUAAAACUGGUGAAAAGUUUUUACAGUGUGGCUAUAAGGUGAGAGGUGUUUCGUCUCGUUUUUUGACUGAAAUUUUGAAAGUGUGCAUGUCCCUCUUCCCUACGGAAAUAUUACAGGGAAUCUUUUUGCUGCUGGACAGAUUUUUUUCUCCUCCUGGAUUUAUCAGGUGCUUGUCAGCACGCUGGACCUUGUCAUUCGUAUUGCGGCGAAGACUGCAGGGAAUCAGGGCUUCCAGAAGAACGGGCUGGUCUAAUAUUGGCGGAUUAUCUUUUUUUUUUUUUUUUUUUGUUGUUGUUCAUUUGUACUCGCGCGAUUUUAUUUGGAUAUGGCGUCCUGCUUGUGCUGUCUUAAGUCUGUAAUAACGGUUUCGUCUUCGCGAGUCUCUCCCCCUGCGUUUGAACAUUUCCUCUACCGAAGCCACAGUGUGUCUAUUUUUUGUGUAUUUUCUACUCACAGAAAUCACUGUAAGAAAUCUUGAGGACAUAUCAGAGGUUGGGUGUGUCGGGAACGGGGGGGCGAUUUUAUGAACCUGAAGCACUUACUGUAGUAUAACGAGGAGCGACUCUUGUUUUCAAAGAGGUCUUCUCCUCGACCGAAGCUCUUCUCGCUGUGAUUUUUGAACCACACGGCUGUGUUUUAACCCUCAACGUUUGUCCUGGCACACCACACGCGUCCUCUGGCCGUCUCCGCAGUCUCCAGACUUGUCCUGUCUCUCAUCCUCUCCCUCUUUUAUUGUCUGACAUCUCUUAUUAUUUUUUUGGUUUCUAUUUUUGUUGUUUUUUCUUUAUGUGGGACAGUCAGUCCAUUUGGUUGAGAAGCUAUUGUUUUUUUUGUUUUGUUUUUUUAACUGGGGAAAAGAGGCUUGUGCCUUUGUAAAAACAGAAUAAUAAAGUUUGUACUUUGUUUUUUACAACUU
Labeo rohita (rohu) is the source of this 5068-nucleotide messenger RNA. It is a transcript of the gene tfap4, whose product is annotated as transcription factor AP-4 (activating enhancer binding protein 4). Lineage: Eukaryota; Metazoa; Chordata; Actinopteri; Cypriniformes; Cyprinidae. Gene Ontology annotation, molecular function: DNA-binding transcription factor activity, RNA polymerase II-specific; RNA polymerase II cis-regulatory region sequence-specific DNA binding; protein dimerization activity. The coding region runs from base 1150 to 2091 and encodes 313 amino acids. Gene Ontology annotation, biological process: regulation of transcription by RNA polymerase II. Gene Ontology annotation, cellular component: nucleus. The transcript has 8 exons. The record is from RefSeq and is a predicted model, not a curated record.